Molecule: messenger RNA, 1288 nt
Organism: Truncatella angustata
Lineage: Eukaryota; Fungi; Ascomycota; Sordariomycetes; Amphisphaeriales; Sporocadaceae
Product: U1 small nuclear ribonucleoprotein of 70kDa MW N terminal-domain-containing protein
Exons: 3
Coding region: 397-1014 (205 amino acids)
Biological process (GO): mRNA splicing, via spliceosome
Cellular component (GO): U2-type prespliceosome; U1 snRNP; precatalytic spliceosome
Molecular function (GO): U1 snRNA binding; mRNA binding
Source: RefSeq, a predicted model, not a curated record
CGCAACAUGCUCACAGCGGAAGGCUCUGACAGGGUGGGGUCUCUUGUCCCCCUUUGCCGCGUCGGAUAAUUGCCGGAGAAUUGAUCAGGCUCGCGAUGAAAUGAGUGAAAUGGGAGAGGAAUUUCCUGGCCUUGGCUUGAAGCUCCCGGUUCUAGACUAGACUAACGAAACGCGACGGCAGCCUGUGGACCCGGGACAUAACUUAGACAGACACAAGAUUCAGACACAGCUGCUUCAUCAAUCUCGAGCCCUCUCACCAAUCCAUCACAAGGUGACUGCGCUCCCUUGGUUCGUGGCUUUCCGAGAGUCGCAUCAUCCCUGUCUCGUCCUGUCCUUCUUUUUAUUUUAUUUCGUUCAUCUAUACGCUUCACGCAGUAUAGCGGUACCGAGACCAAGAUGACAGACAAGCUCCCUCCCCAGCUCCUCGCCCUCUUCGCACCUCGACCUCCCCUGAGAUGGGUGCCCCAUGUCGACGAAGCGCCCGAAAACCGACGCACCGCCGGCCCGGCUGGUGUCGCCCAAUAUCUGCCUGCCCUCAACGUCUACAAGGACAACGAUGGAUACGUCCCAACUGAGAGUUGGCUGCAGAUGAAGGACCGCAAGAAGCGCGAGGCCAAGGAGAGACGCGAAAACCUCUUGACCGAAACCCCAAAGGACUACAACCCAGACCAAGACCCCAACAUUCGUGGCGAUGCCUUCAAGACCCUCGUGGUGGCGCGAUUGAGCUACGACGCCAACGAGUCUGACCUGGAAAGGGAGUUUGGACGCUUUGGUCCAAUUGAGCGCAUUCGAAUCAUCACAGAUACCCAUGCCCACGAGAAACCCAACAAGAAGAAGAAGCCCCACCGCGGGUAUGCUUUCGUCGUAUUCGAGCGUGAGAAAGACAUGAGAGGUAAAGCCACCAUUGAUUUUUUCCAGAAACAUUCACACCAUGUCCCUCACCUGAGAUUUGGCCCUCAAGCUUGCCUAUCUCUCCCCCCUCUCCCCCCCUUUCUCCACCCUCGCAAGGUAUGACUUAUUAUGGUAAGGAUUUACUGACAAUGGCGCGUUGCUGCGCACGUGUGAAUAGCUGCUCUAGAUGGUUGCGAUGGCAUCCGUAUCAAAGACCGUCGAAUCAAGGUAGAUGUCGAAAGAGGCCGAACCGUCAAAGGCUGGAGACCUCUUCGCCUGGGCGGCGGACUUGGUGGCCGUGGCUACACCAAGGCUGUCGGUCCCCGCCCUAGCGGUCCCGGUGGGUUUGGCGGCGGCGGCGGCGGUCCCGGUGGCGGCUUUGGAGGACCACGCGAUG